AUUUGAGAGAGUGAAAAGAAUCCGUUAUCACCUCCGUCGCACGGCUGCCGUUAAUGCGUCCCGUUCCUGUUCGAUUUUCUCAGUGAAUCCCAAUUGGUCAACAAGAACAUCAAUGGGCCUCUUUUCCGGAUUCAGGCAAUCAGUUGGUCGAUUUUGCCCGGUUGUUCCACGUAUGGAUUGGAGGAAUAGGAUAUCUUUCGGUUCCUUUCCCAAUUUGAGGGUCUUCUUCCUGCAGGGGAGAACAAAUGAAGUGGUGCUUGGUACUCACACUAUUAAGUCUGAUGGAGCCAGAGUUGCCAGGGAUCACCUGUCUGACUGGCUUAUAUUGCUGCUUCUUGUGGUCAUAGAGAUCAUUCUAAUUGUCAUACACCCAUUUCGCCGCUUUGUUGGAAAGGACAUGAUGGAGGACCUUAAAUAUCCGUUGAAGGAAAAUACUGUCCCUGUAUGGGCUGUUCCUAUGUAUGCAGUUCUAUUGCCUAUUGUCAUUUUCCUUAUCUUCUAUCUUCGAAGGAGAGAUGUUUAUGAUCUACACCAUAGUGUGCUAGGCCUUCUGUUUGCUGUCUUAAUAACCGCAGUCCUUACUGAUGCAAUAAAAGAUGCAGUUGGCCGCCCUCGACCUGACUUCUUUUGGCGUUGCUUUCCAGAUGGAAUUGAUAAAUAUGAUCGCUGGGGUAAUGUAAUUUGCCAUGGAAAAGGCAGUGUCAUCAAAGAAGGGCACAAGAGCUUUCCAAGUGGUCACACUUCGUGGUCCUUUGCAGGUCUGGGAUUUUUGUCAGUAUACUUGUCUGGAAAACUCAAAGCAUUUGACCAGAGAGGACAUGUUGCAAAACUAUGUAUUGUGUUUCUCCCUCUCCUCAUUGCAGCUCUGGUUGGCGUUUCUCGGGUGGAUGACUAUUGGCACCACUGGCAAGAUGUGUUUGCUGGAGGUCUCUUAGGUCUUGUUGUUGCAGUAUUUUGCUAUCUGCAGUUUUUUCCACCUCCUAACCGUGACAAUGGAUGGGGCCCUUAUGCUUAUUUCCUGGCAUUGGAACAGGCUAAUAUGAACUCACAGCCGGGCUGCCCUGUGAACGAGUCCAAUGCGCCAGUUGCAGGAGGUCAAGUUGUCGAUCAACAAACAGGACAACGUAAUGGUGCUUCUGUAGAGCAUCAUAACCCGAGCUUAUCGGUUGCUGAUAUAGAAUCUGGGAGAAGGCAAUUAUAUUGAUGGUAGCAAGUGAUUGUAUAGAACAAAUAAAGCUUCAAUGCUGGGGUGGGUGAUUGUUCAUCUCUGGUAAAGCUAGUUGUGCAUUCAACGCCAACCAUUUAACUUGAUCUAGACGUCCAGUUUCAGCACAUUCUGUAUAAAUUUCAUGGGCAUUUGGCACUUGAAGCUUUGACAA
Molecule: messenger RNA, 1379 nt
Organism: Diospyros lotus (date-plum)
Lineage: Eukaryota; Viridiplantae; Streptophyta; Magnoliopsida; Ericales; Ebenaceae
Product: lipid phosphate phosphatase 2-like
Exons: 10
Coding region: 113-1204 (363 amino acids)
Biological process (GO): phospholipid metabolic process
Molecular function (GO): phosphatidate phosphatase activity
Source: RefSeq, a predicted model, not a curated record